AUACGUUUAACCACUUCACUCCACAGCACCAACCGUGACAACCUCAAACAAGCAAGCACCAUUCGCGACAAGACAACGAUAGAUAACUUCAAACUUCAUAUUCUUGUCUUUUUUGAAUUCAUACUAUUGAAGUUACAUGAUUACCCAAAAGUUUCUACCUUUCCAUUCUCUUGAAAUGAAACUAACCUUAACAAAUCACAACUUCUCAACACUCUUGAAUUCUUCUUUUAUCAAUCUAACAAGACCCUUUUGUUCUUUAUCGCUAUCAUCAUCAUUAUCAUCAUCCACUUCUAUAAAACCCCAAGUUCCAAUCUUUUUGAGACCACCCAUUUACUCAACAAAAUUGAAUGACCUCAAAAAAUGGCAUAAUUGGGCAAAAAACAUUGCUUUUUCAAUUGGGUCAUCUUUUGUUCAAUCAGAUAAUGGACCAGACUCAACCAUUUUAUGCAGAGAGCUAAAAUGGUUCAUUGAGGAUGUUGUUGAAAAUCACCACUCACUUUUUUCCCAAGUGGGCGAUGAUAAUGAGAAGGUGAAAAUGAGGGCAGAUAUAGAGGAACUAUAUUGUCUGUGGAAGCAAAGGAUUGAAGAAAGGAAACCUUUUCAGUAUAUAGUUGGAUGCGAGCAUUGGAAGGAUUUGGUUUUGAGUGUUCAAGAAGGGGUUUUGAUUCCUAGACCCGAGACUGAACUUAUUGUUGAUUUGGUUUCUGAUGUUGUGUCAAAGAAUGAGGGUUUGAAAAGAGGGGUUUGGGCUGAUUUAGGGACUGGAAGUGGUGCUCUUGCUAUUGGCAUUGGCAGGGUUUUAGGAGAUGGUGGAAAGGUUAUUGGGUCUGAUUUAAGUCCUGUGGCUGUUGCUGUUGCAGGUUACAAUGUGCAAAGGUAUUCUUUGCAGGACAAAAUUGAACUAAGGGAAGGAUCGUGGUUGGAACCAUUGAAGGAUAUGGAAGGAAAGCUUGCAGGUCUUGUAAGCAACCCACCUUAUAUACCUAGUAAAGAAAUCCCUGUUUUACAAGCUGAAGUUGGUAAACAUGAACCUAGAGUUGCGUUAGAUGGAGGCAUUGACGGCAUGGAUGCUCUUCUCCAUCUGUGUGAUGGGGCUGAUUUAAUGCUGAAGCCUGGUGGAUUCUUUGCCUUUGAGACAAAUGGUGAGAAGCAGUGCAGGGAACUUGUUGAUUACAUGAAAAGUAAUAAAAGUGCAAGCUUAUGCAAUUUGGAAAUAUUUGCUGAUUUUGCUGGUAUUCAAAGAUUUGUAAUUGGAUUUCAUCGAUAAGCAGUUUAAAUUACAAAAUACAAUUUUGGUAAACUAAGGUAUCCUCACACGCAACUGCAUAGACUAAUCUCUCGAGGUAGUUGAGAUCCAUUUUAGAGGUCCAUCUCUCCAAAGAUAUGUUUUUUCAUACGCACCAAUAUGAGAUCGAACCCCUAACCAAAUGAUUAAAGGACUCAAAUAUCUACUAUUGUGUGACACUGUUGGUAGUUACAAAA
This is a messenger RNA of Medicago truncatula (barrel medic), 1482 nucleotides long. Its product is annotated as release factor glutamine methyltransferase. Bases 137 to 1267 code for a protein of 376 amino acids. Gene Ontology annotation, molecular function: protein methyltransferase activity; nucleic acid binding. The transcript has 3 exons. The record is from RefSeq and is a predicted model, not a curated record. Lineage: Eukaryota; Viridiplantae; Streptophyta; Magnoliopsida; Fabales; Fabaceae. Gene Ontology annotation, biological process: protein methylation.